This is a messenger RNA of Dentiscutata erythropus, 414 nucleotides long. Lineage: Eukaryota; Fungi; Glomeromycota; Glomeromycetes; Diversisporales; Gigasporaceae. The record is from the annotation of a GenBank genome assembly.
AUGGUUACUCACGAUUUUAGUCUACGUGAAUGGGAAGAAGAAACCACAGGUCAAUUAAUUCAUUUCAUACCAAAAAGAAAAGGGUUUCUCAAUGUUGGGAUUCAACUAUUCUACAUCGAGAAUGACUUAUUUCUAAAAGAGAUUUGUGAGUAUUCAGUAGAUGUUGUCAAGGCUAGUGAUAUAACUCCCUAUGGUUUUUGUAAAAGUAGAUGUCGAGAUUAUCAGGAGAAUGUUCUGUUGGGAUCAAAUAUAGGAGUAAUAAAAUUUCAAAGAACAUCUGGAAUUAUUGGUGCUGUUGUUAUUGACAAAGAUUCAAAACAAAUAGGCAUCCUUUCAUGCAAGCAUGUAUGCGAGUUUAGUGAAUCGAGUUCUGAAAAAGAUGUAAUAAUGGCAUGGGAAUUCGCUAGUAAAUAA